Puccinia graminis f. sp. tritici CRL 75-36-700-3 is the source of this 831-nucleotide messenger RNA. RefSeq lists its product as uncharacterized. Gene Ontology annotation, biological process: nuclear envelope organization. The record is from RefSeq and is a predicted model, not a curated record. Lineage: Eukaryota; Fungi; Basidiomycota; Pucciniomycetes; Pucciniales; Pucciniaceae. Gene Ontology annotation, cellular component: meiotic nuclear membrane microtubule tethering complex; nuclear envelope. Bases 1 to 831 code for a protein of 276 amino acids. Gene Ontology annotation, molecular function: protein-membrane adaptor activity. The transcript is spliced from 3 exons.
AUGGGCCUGACCUUUUUUUCUGCAGAUAAAACAGGUUUACUUGGUGAACAGCGCAGCCCCAUAGUGGCACCACUCUUCAAAACAUGCAACGAAUCACACUUGUCUUGGCUGCUGCUCAAUCAGAAAAUCGAGGAUGUUUCAUCAAGAAUAGAAGCUCUGGAGUCGAGCUUCCAAAGGUUCCAGGAGACGAAUUGGGUUGAAAUAAAGAAGAUUAAAAGAAGCAAGUUUGUUCAAUCCGAAGGGGUUAAGGAAGUAGCUCAUGCUGUGGUGAAGGAUGCGCUUCGUCAAUACUCACGGGAACAAAUAGGCCAGCAAGACUUUGCACUAUACAGCGGUGGAGCAAGAAUAAUCCCUUCCCUAACAUCAAAAACGUACCAAGUCGAAAUGAAAGGGAUGAAGGCAAUAUUUAUUAGUUUCUGGACGGGCGCACCAAGAAUCAUAAGCGGAAGAGGACCAAUUGCAGCUCUCAGUCCAGAAAUCGAAGCCGGAAUGUGCUGGUCAAUCUCAGGAUCGACAGGCCAACUUGGUGUUAGCCUUGCAAGAAGAAUCCUAGUAACUUCAGUUUCUGUCGAGCACAUUUCAACAUUAUCAGCUUACGAAAUAGAUUCAUCACCUAAGGAAAUGGAGGUUUGUCCCGAAAUACCGGAACUAUAUUCAACACAAUCCAGCCUUAAAUCCACGACAAUUACUCAUAAAUCAAAUAGACAAAGGUUCUCUGUUUUUUCCCCCAAUCUUACGGCAAAAGUUACUGUUCGUGAUCAAGUCCAAUUAUGGAAAUCCUUACUAUACUUGUAUUUAUCGAUUCAGAGUGCAUGGAUUGAUGGAGAAUGA